Molecule: messenger RNA, 789 nt
Organism: Sclerotinia sclerotiorum 1980 UF-70
Lineage: Eukaryota; Fungi; Ascomycota; Leotiomycetes; Helotiales; Sclerotiniaceae
Exons: 2
Coding region: 1-789 (262 amino acids)
Biological process (GO): positive regulation of DNA-templated transcription
Cellular component (GO): nucleus
Molecular function (GO): chromatin DNA binding; transcription coactivator activity
Source: RefSeq, a predicted model, not a curated record
AUGUAUGCUUUUCACCAAGAACAGCAUCUUUAUGCCUUGCAAAUGGCACAAGAAGCAAUGCUAAAAUCUACUCGCGAAAAAAGUUGGGUAAUGACCUCUAAUGAGGCCGGAUUCGUCAAACUUCCUAAUGAACGAAUCCUCUAUGCCUCACCUCCUCGAACGAGUUUACAAAUUUCUACGACGGCUACUUCUGCAGGCGCGGUGCCAUAUUCAGCUAAAAGCGAUUCUGGAAUCGUAUAUAUUAGCAACCAAAGAGUAGUCUAUCUUCCAAGUUCACCUACUCCCGAGCUUCAAUCGUUUUCUUCACCUAUUCUCAACCUACAAGAUAGCUACGUUCGUGCGCCGUUUUUCGGCGCCAAUUACUGGACUGCCCUCUGCAAGCCAGUUCCGGGAGGUGGAAUUCCCCCGGAUUGUCCUUCGGUCGAGCUCAAGAUGACAUUCAGAGAAGGCGGGGCAUUCGAUUUUCAUUCUUGCCUAGAACAAAUAAAAGAGCGUCUAUACCAAGCUCAUAGUGUCGCACGGGAACAUGGAGGAAGGGGAACCAGCGGUGUUGAUUUGGCGAACAUGGAUUUAGAACAAUUGCCUGCUUACGAACCUGCGAGGGAGGUUACAGAUGAAGCACCCAUCGUUACUCAAGAUAGCGGGGUAACAAGUAUAACUACGAGUUUACCACGGGCCGAAACCUUCACCGCGCCAGCUGAGCCCCCUCCAGAUUAUGAAGAAGCACAAGCACAAGCCGUCUCGGUGGACCUGGAUCAGCGAUUACGGGAGCAGGCUGAGAGGCAAUGA